This is a messenger RNA of Ananas comosus (pineapple), 671 nucleotides long. RefSeq lists its product as uncharacterized. Gene Ontology annotation, cellular component: anaphase-promoting complex. NCBI's taxonomy places the organism in Eukaryota, Viridiplantae, Streptophyta, Magnoliopsida, Poales, Bromeliaceae. Gene Ontology annotation, biological process: regulation of mitotic cell cycle spindle assembly checkpoint. The transcript has 2 exons. The coding region runs from base 155 to 445 and encodes 96 amino acids. The record is from RefSeq and is a predicted model, not a curated record.
CAUUUCAAAAUUACCUGCAGAGCAGUCUUCUUUCCGCUGCGCCGGACCCGAAAACCCUAAAACAAGAAAAGUCGGCAGGAGUUGAGUGCAGAAAGUGCUGCGAUUGGGAGGGAAAAAGAAGGAAGAAAGAAAGAAAGAGAGAGGAAGAGAGAGGAUGCUGCAGUUUCCGGCGUUCAUGCGGCAGUUCCCGUCGCCGCCGCUGAUCCCUUCGUCCACCCUCCUCCCUGUCUGGACCGUCGCUCAAGACGACGAGCUCCUCCUCGCCAUGGCCGAGUCCGAUCUCGAAGAGAAGUUGAAUGAAAUCAGAAAGACCAACAGCAACUUGGUCGUGAUUGGUAAAACGGCCGUCGACUACAAGGAAGAGAUAGAUGCCGAAGCGGAAGAUGACGAUGGAGAUAAUGUGGAGGAAUCUGAGGGCGACGAGUUCGAGCAGGAGACCGGUUAAUAUAACCGCACUGUGUAAAUAAAUACAAUUUAUUCUGACAACUUAUCGAAGUUUCCUCUUCGUGCAUUUUCUUUUUCUCGAAAGAACUGCCAUUUGCUUUCUCAAACUUUGGUUGGAUAUGUUGAGUCAAAACUAGAUAAGUGAAAAUCUUAUAUCUGUGUUGUACACUGGAGUGGCCAAUCAAGAUUCAAACCUAAAUAUGCUUAUGCUGAAUUAUUUAUACUUA